Molecule: messenger RNA, 976 nt
Organism: Radiomyces spectabilis
Lineage: Eukaryota; Fungi; Mucoromycota; Mucoromycetes; Mucorales; Radiomycetaceae
Product: LITAF-like zinc ribbon domain-containing protein
Exons: 1
Coding region: 229-837 (202 amino acids)
Molecular function (GO): zinc ion binding
Source: RefSeq, a predicted model, not a curated record
CGGGAAAAAAAGUAAGCGGAUUCAGUAUCAUUGUGGCGCAGAGAUAGAUGGCUCAGCAUUUCACAAGAGUGACACAAACCAGAAAAUCAGCAACUGAGAAUCUGUAAAGCUACCUUAUAUGGCCGUUUCUUCUUUAUUUAUAUAACUUUUUGAAAGGGUUCAUCUUUUCUUCUUUUUUCUUUUUCUGAUCUCUACUUCUUUUCUUUUUUCUUUCGAUUACCAUCAACUAUGGAUGCCAAGCAACCCAUGCCUGCCUCGGGCCCGCAAUCGCCUGUGAUGAUGCCUGAUAGUCCUCCGGCUUAUUGUCCAUCUGCCAUGGGUUCUCCCGCAGUUGGCACACCCUCCAGUAUGCCCGUUUACCACACUACUCAGGGACAAGGACCUAUGGUCCCUGGUCAAGCCUCAGCGUCCAGUAUGCCUGUUUAUCCUGCUCAGGCAGCAGGCUCCGUAGCGCCUGGUCAACCUGUCCCAUCGAAUAUGCCGGCUUAUCCACUCCAUGUGGCUGGAUCCACAGCACCCGCUCAACCGUCUCCGUACCCCGCUGCUGCUGCUCCCGUCGUUUCGUUGGUCCUCGGUGAGAUGCCACAACUCCUCGUUUGCCCUCACUGUGGCACUCAAGUACAAACGGACACCCAGCAUGUUGCCGGUGAUCAGACUCAUUUGAUCGCCUGUGUGUUAUGCUGUUGUGCUCCUGUCGGUUUAUGUUUCCUGCCUUACUGUUUGGGUUCAUGCCAAGAUGUUCAGCAUACAUGUCCCUCAUGUCACAAUGACAUUGGUCUGUUCACACGAAUGCACAGCAAAACCGUCCUGAACCAAAAGCCUCAUCCAAAGCGAUAAAUAUCAGCUGUAGAAUGAUCUCCUGCAUUAUGUUUCCUCGCUGCUAUCCACAUUUGCUUAUUAUUUUUUAUACCAUCAUAUAUUGUCAAUACAUAUAAUCAUUAUUUUAUUGCACCUUUGGAAGCAAUCUAUUCGUACA